This is a messenger RNA of Etheostoma spectabile (orangethroat darter), 1795 nucleotides long. It is a transcript of the gene rcbtb2, whose product is annotated as regulator of chromosome condensation (RCC1) and BTB (POZ) domain containing protein 2. The record is from RefSeq and is a predicted model, not a curated record. The coding region runs from base 283 to 1503 and encodes 406 amino acids. Lineage: Eukaryota; Metazoa; Chordata; Actinopteri; Perciformes; Percidae. The transcript is spliced from 11 exons.
UCAUUGUUUGGGCCAACAACUAGAAGGUCCCAGCUCCGACUUUCAGUGAAUGCACCAUCUAACUACCGUUACAGGAAGUAAGGUGGUGGUGGUGGUGUUUGAUCUAAGCUAAGUGGUGCGAGCAGCAGCUGAUGUAAAGCUAGAUCCAUACCGGGCUCCGAGAUGGUUCCAGCGGCCCCCUGAGCAGCAGGGAGGAUGUCGGCUAGCAGCGGCUCCGUGAACAGACCCCGACACCGCGGAGGAAACACCGACGUUAGCUAGAACAACCGCAAGCUGAGUAGUAUGCUGGACGUGGGAAAGUGGCCAGUUUUUGCGCUCCUUCCACCCGAGGAACUCCGGCUCAUUCGGCAGGCUUGUGUCUUUGGCAGUGCUGCAAAUGAAGCCCUCUAUGUCACAGUUAAUGAUGAGGUCUAUGCUCUAGGCACCAACUGCAGCGGCUGUUUAGGGCUCGGAGACCUUCAAAGCACUAUUGAGCCGCGGCGGAUUGAUGUCUUGUGUGGAAAGAAGAUUGUGUCCCUAAGCUACGGAACAGGACCACAUGUGGCUAUCGCUACUGCAGAUGGAGAGGUGUUUGCUUGGGGCCACAAUGGCUACAGCCAGCUAGGCAAUGGGACCACCAACCACGGACUGACCCCUGCCCUGGUGUCCACCAACCUCCUUAGCAAGAGAGUGACAGAGGUGGCCUGUGGCUCCCACCACACUAUUGCCCUCACAACUGACGGAGAGGUGUACGCAUGGGGUUACAACAACUCAGGCCAAGUAGGUUCAGGGUCUACUGCCAACCAGCCGACACCGCGCCGCGUUAGCAGCUGCCUGCAGAACAAAGUGGUGGUCAACGUAGCCUGUGGUCAGCUCUGCUCUAUGGCUGUACUAGACAACGGAGAGAUCUAUGGCUGGGGCUACAAUUGCAAUGGCCAGCUAGGUUUGGGGAACAAUGGCAAUCAGCAGACCCCAUGCAGGAUUGCUGCUCUACAAGGUGUCAACAUCGUCCAGGUGGCCUGUGGAUAUGCACAUACAUUGGCACUUACAGAUGAGGGGAUGGUUUACGCCUGGGGAGCCAACUCAUAUGGGCAGUUGGGAACUGGCAAUAAGAGUAACCAAGCUCUCCCCACUCUAAUUAACACAGACAAGGAGAGGAUGGUGGAGGUGGCUGCAUGUCACACCAGCCACACGUCAGCUGCCAAGACCCAGAGCGGGCAGGUUCUGAUGUGGGGUCAGUGUCGAGGUCAGGCCGUGGCCAGCCCCUACCUCACCCACUUCGGAAGCACAGACGAUGUGUUUGCCUGCUUCGCCACACCAGCCGUCACGUGGCACCUCCUCUCCGUAGAUGGCGAUGACUACCUGACUGUGGCCCAGUCUUUGAAAAAGGAGUUCGACAGCCCAGAGAUUUCUGACCUAAAGUUCUUGGUUGAUGGGAAGUGUAUCCAUGUUCACAAAGCCCUGCUGAAAAUCAGAUGUGAGCAUUCCGUGCCCUGCUUAAGAAAACGGAGGAGGAGACCAUAGAAAUCCACCAGUUCUCGUCCCUGGUUGUCCCGAGCCUUUGGGAGUCCUCUUACACGACACCAUCAACCUGCCACCAGAGGAUGCUUUUGGGUUGUGGAUUGGCCACGUUAUACCGAGAGACGCGGCUGAGGGCUGUGCCAGGAAACGAUCAAGGGGGCAUUUUGAGGAGAACCCCCCUCAUUUUGCUCCGCCGCUGUAAAGAGGGGGGGAAAGGGUUUAGCCCCCUGACACAUGCUCACCAUGGGGGGGGGGGGCCUUCUCUAAUCAGUUUAUACUCCCAGCAAGCCCAGAA